AUGGCGGCAAAAGUUUAAAUUUUUCCCUCGGAGAUGUUAGUUCAUGUGAAUCCUGCUUGUGUAAAGGCAAUUUUGACGAGCUAAACCUUCUUUUGCUGUGUUUCUUGAGAAAAAAAAUUUAAGGCAUCCAACGAGCAUAUAAAGCCCAAAAAGAGGUAGCCCCAUGGGUGACAAAGAGAAGAGAGUUGGAAAGAUCGAUAGGAGACCGAUGUGCAGAUACGGAACAGAUUGUUACCGUAAAAAUCCGGUUCAUUUUAAGGAAUAUAGACACCCAGGUUAUGACUCUGACACUGAUGAUGAUGAUGAUGACAAGUUGGAGAAGUCUCCACCAGCUAAAAGACAGAAGUUAACUAGUAGUUUGACAACCAGUGAGCCGUCAUUUUCAUCGUCUUCAUCAUCAUUACCAAAAGACACUGAGAAUGACAUGAAGUGUUUGCCAUUUUUACUGACCACUGUUCGAGGGAUUCCUUCUGAAUUUAAUAACAAAAAUAUGGCAGUUAGCAUUAAAGAUAUCCUUUCAAAUACAAUGGGGAACUUGGAGGCAUCAGCACAGUUCAACUACAUGUUUGAUAUUCCAUGGUUGAUGGAGCAGUACCCUGCAGAUAAAAGGUCUAAACCUUUAUUAAUCGUUCAUGGAAAUCAGAGAGAGGCAAAGGCUCAACUUCAUCAAGAAACAGAACCAUAUCCAAAUAUUAAACUGUUUGCUGCCAGACUAGAAGCAUUUGGAACACAUCAUAGCAAAAUGAUGCUACUGUUGUACAAAGAGGGCUUAAAAGUUGUGAUCACCACAGCAAAUCUCAUUGCCAUGGACUGGGACCAGAAAACACAAGGGGUUUGGAUGAGUCCAGUGUUUCCUAAACUUUCCAAGUUAUCUGGUGAAGAAUAUGCAAACUAUUCACGGACUAAUUUUAAAGAGGAUUUAUUGGAAUAUUUGGCAGCAUAUGGGGGUAGUGCACUAGAUGAAUGGAAGAAACAUAUUCAGGAACAUGAUAUGUCAUCUGCAAGGGUUCGCCUAAUAGCCUCUGUUCCUGGGAGACACACUGGAGUCAAUAAAACCAAAUGGGGCCAUCUUAAACUUCGUAAGGUUCUUCACCAGCAUGGACCUAGCUCUGAUGACAUCAGCUCCAAGUGGCCUGUGAUUGGUCAGUUUUCCAGCAUAGGUUCUCUUGGGAAUGACAAGGACCGUUGGCUGUGUUCUGAAUGGUUACAAAGCUUGUCCACAUGUUCUGGUAACAUGAUGUCCAGUCCCCCUCUGCAUCUGGUUUUUCCAACAGUGGACAAUGUGCGGUGCAGUUUGGAAGGUUACCCAGCUGGUGGCUCAAUACCAUACAGUUCCAAGACAGCUUUGAAACAGCCUUAUCUUCCAAGUUUCUUUUGCUCUUGGAAGUCUCAUUCCUGUGGUAGAAGUCGCGCCUCUCCUCACAUUAAAACAUACACCAGGGUAUCCCCAGAUUGGAGCCGAAUGAGCUGGUUUCUUGUGACAAGUGCAAAUUUGUCUAAAGCAGCCUGGGGAACUUUGGAAAAAAAUGGUCAACAACUUAUGAUUCGCUCGUAUGAGAUUGGAGUUUUGUUUCUACCCAAAGACCAGGAUCCUGAAAGCAAAUACUUUCAUGUGAAAGGAAAACAGGAAAGUAAUGAAAAAUGGUCAAGUUAUAGUGUACAGCUUCCAUUUGAUGUCCCACCUUUGCCAUACACCAAAGAUGAAUCUCCUUGGAUGUGGGAUGUCAAAUACAACACACCUGAUGGUCAUGGUAGAAUAUGGUCACCAUCAUAAUCACUGCAGUCAGGGAAUCACUGGGUUAAAAUGGACACAGAGGAUGUCAGGGGGAGGGAAAAGGCAAAGGC
Molecule: messenger RNA, 1845 nt
Organism: Pocillopora verrucosa
Lineage: Eukaryota; Metazoa; Cnidaria; Anthozoa; Scleractinia; Pocilloporidae
Product: tyrosyl-DNA phosphodiesterase 1-like
Biological process (GO): DNA repair
Cellular component (GO): nucleus
Molecular function (GO): double-stranded DNA binding; single-stranded DNA binding; 3'-tyrosyl-DNA phosphodiesterase activity
Source: RefSeq, a predicted model, not a curated record